UUUGGUUGCAAGAUCUAGAAGCCUAAAAGAAAAAUGCUUUAAACAUUAACGAAGAAACAGUGAGAGACAGAGAGAGAGAUGGCGAGCUUAACUAGUAGUAGUAAGCCUAGAAACUUCGGUGCGUAUAGUCACUACGCCACUCCCUGCACCCGCACACACCAGAUUGGAGCUCUGUUUCUCGUCGUCUCUACCUUCUUCGUCACCAGGCUUUUCGAUCAGUGGUUCUCGGAAUCCAAUUCCCUUACUCCGGCGACGAUUGAUCUCCGUCGUGCUUCUUCUAAUGCCGGAAUCACGACUGAUAACGGGAUCCUGAUGUGGCCGGAGCGAGGUUAUGGUUCCCACCUUUCCCUGAAGAUCUACGUUUAUGAUGAGAAUGAGAUCGACGGUCUCAAAGAGCUGUUGUACGGUAGGGAUGGUAGUGUCAAGACCACCGCAUGCUUGAAAGGUCAAUGGGGAUCUCAGGUUAAGAUUCACAAGUUGCUUUUGGAGUCCAAUUUUAGGACGAUUAAGAAAGAUGAAGCGGAUUUGUUCUUUGUGCCAGCUUAUGUUAAAUGUGUGAGAAUGUUGGGAGGUCUUAAUGACAAAGAGAUCAAUCAGACCUAUGUCAAGGUUUUGAGUCAAAUGCCGUAUUUCCGAAGAUCCGGUGGUCGUGAUCAUAUAUUUGUUUUUCCAAGUGGUGCUGGAGCUCACUUGUUUAGAUCCUGGUCAACAUUUAUCAACCGCUCGAUUAUACUCACUCCCGAGGCUGACAGGACUGACAAGAAAGACACAACUGCCUUUAAUACAUGGAAAGAUAUAAUCAUACCAGGAAACGUCGACGAUGCUAUGACCAAAAAUGGACAACCUGAUGUUCAGCCUUUGCCUGUAUCAAAGAGGAAGUAUUUAGCAAACUAUUUAGGUCGUGCGCAAGGGAAGGCUGGUAGGCUUAAAUUGAUAGAACUUUCAAAGCAAUAUCCUGAUAAGUUGGAAUGUCCAGACUUGAAGUUUAGCGGGACUGAAAAGUUUGGAAGGACGACAUAUUUUGAACAUCUGAGGAACGCUAAGUUCUGCCUCGCUCCUCGCGGGGAAUCAUCAUGGACACUUCGCUUCUAUGAAUCAUUUUUUGUGGAAUGUGUCCCGGUUCUUUUAUCUGACCACGCCGAGCUGCCUUUCCAGAAUGUCAUCGACUAUGCUCAAGUAUCCAUCAAAUGGCCAUCAACUCGAAUAGGCACAGAGCUUCUUGACUACUUAGCUUCAAUAUCAGAUAGAGACAUAGAAGGAAUGAUAUCCCGAGGUCGGAAAAUUAGAUGUUUGUUUGUGUACGGUCCAGAUUCUGCACCGUGCAGUGCGGUCAAAGGGAUUCUAUGGGAGCUUCAACGCAAAGUAAGACAUUUCCAGCAAUCUAUCGAGACGUUUUGGCUGCACAAUGGCAGUUUUGUAAAUAGAGAACUAGUCCAGUUCAGUGGCUGGAAACCUCCUAUGCCUCUACCGUGAGUGGUUUCUGUAUUCCACUAAUCUCUUCUCUUGUUUCUACGGAAAAUCAAUGAUGCAGUUGAGUAUAGUCUUUUUGUGAACUAGCUUAUUUGUACAUAUACCACAAGAAUCUUUUUGAUGAAAUUUAUUUGACGAAAAAUUUGAUAGAAGUUGUGAAA
Molecule: messenger RNA, 1631 nt
Organism: Camelina sativa (false flax)
Lineage: Eukaryota; Viridiplantae; Streptophyta; Magnoliopsida; Brassicales; Brassicaceae
Product: putative glucuronoxylan glucuronosyltransferase F8H
Molecular function (GO): glycosyltransferase activity
Source: RefSeq, a predicted model, not a curated record